Thyridium curvatum is the source of this 2202-nucleotide messenger RNA. RefSeq lists its product as uncharacterized. The transcript is spliced from 10 exons. NCBI's taxonomy places the organism in Eukaryota, Fungi, Ascomycota, Sordariomycetes, Thyridiales, Thyridiaceae. Gene Ontology annotation, cellular component: cytoplasm. Gene Ontology annotation, molecular function: cystathionine beta-synthase activity; cysteine synthase activity. The record is from RefSeq and is a predicted model, not a curated record. The coding region runs from base 1 to 2202 and encodes 733 amino acids.
AUGCAUUCAAGAAACCAUCUGAACGUCUACAAGGGCCCCGACUCACUGAAGGACUACUUCAAUCCUGAUGUAGCACCACUGCUCCCUCUCGUGGAGGUGCCGGGGCAUCUCAAUCCCUACCGAGAGUAUGGCGUACGCAUUUAUGCCAAGAUGAUGACUAUGCAUCCUGCGAACAAUGUCAAAGCGAUUCCAGCUCUUCAUCUCCUUCAACAUGGCGUCGUUGCCGACAAGACCAAGACUAUCGUAGAGUCCAGCUCCGGUUCGACAGUGAUCUCGAUGGCUAUGGUUUCUCGCGCCCUCUACGGCUUGAGUGAUGUCCACGCUUUCCUCAGCAACAAGACUACUGCUGCAAAGCUGAGACUAAUGCAAUUCUUUGGGCUGAACAUCACAUUAUUCGGCGGGCCUUCCCAGUUCGAGCCAGACGAUAAACGUGGGGGUAUCUGCGCCGCAAAGUGUUGGGCAGAACAGUCUGAAUCUGUUGUCAACCCGGAUCAAUAUCAUAAUGAUCUUAUCCUAGAGCAACUACCAGAAAUCAAUGUGAUCUGUGCUGGGAUGGGCACUUCCGGUAUGGCGAGUCUCUGGAUUGGAACAAUGGCAGGUUUGGGAAGCUUCUUUAAAGAGAGGAGACCAUCUGUUUAUCGCCUCGGCGUGUGCACUGCUGCAGGCAACCGCGUGCCGGGGCCCCGGCCUAUGGCACUGCUGUCAUCUGUAACGUUCCCCUGGAGGUCAGCUGUCGACCACGUUGAGGAAGUUGCAUCCUACCCAUCAUUCGCCUUGUCUCUGCAACUUUGCAGAAGCGGCAUCGUGGGCGGGCCUUCCUCCGGGUUCAAUCUUCAGGGAUUGUAUCAGUUCCUAGAGAAACGAAAGCAGAUGGGAACCCUGGCCCAGCUCGCGGGGAAGGAUGGCGAGAUUCACUGCGUUACAUUGUGCUGCGAUCUCCCGUACCAGUACAUUGACGAGUACUUUGAUAAAUUGGGACCAGAUCCUUUCCCUGCUAUACAAAAUGAUGAACUAACUCAAGUCGACCUGUAUAGUUAUGACUCAGUAUGGGAGAAGGAACCGCUACAAGCUCUUGCCGAAUUCUACACUCUUGGCAAAAUAUCUGCUAGCGAAAUUCUGUCGUUAUCGAAAGGACAAUCGGAUAAAGGCCGUGGAUGGCAGACGAAUGGGUUCCCGGCCCCUGACUCAAUCAUCGUUGACUUGCGACAAUCUGAGGAUUUCCAGCAAUUCAGCCUUCCUGGAUCCAUUAAUUACCCUUUUGUCGAGUCCCGUUCCCCCAGUCCUUUUACAAACCCGAAAGUUCUGGCAUCACUCUGGCGGCGACUUGAGUCGAGCCUCGGAUCAGCGGAUCAUUUCAUCUGCUCACAAAUACACGGCAAACGAUCGCUCAUACUCUGUUACGAUGGAGAUUCUGCUCGUGUUGCAACUAGCGUUCUGCGAGCAAAAGGAUACAAAGCGGAUAGUAUCAACGGUGGUGUCGCGGCUAUUGAUCCCAAGACUUACACCGCGUGUGAGAUAAAAGGUCGACGAGAGACUUCCUUUACUCAAAAGGCGGUGGGGUCAAAGACGAGCGUGCGCCAGGAUGGAACUUCGUGUGAGCGCGGAAGCGGAAGAUACCUAGCAAGCUUUUCCAUGUGGAAUCCAGGAAGAGCUGAGGCUGAAUCAGAAGUUGGGAAAUGUAAGCUCAAAUACAUCUCCCAAUGUCUCGGUCAAGCAAGUCCAGAUGCUCUUGCAGACUGCAGUGAACGAGGUGGAAAGAGCGAGCUCGGUGGGUUCCACGCCUGCUGGCCACAGCGUCCCGGCUCUGGGAGCCUUGGAAGCCUUGGCCCCGUCUUUCAUCAUAUUCCUUUUGUCCACUUCGACGUGAAAGCCGCCAAAGGGCAAGCUGAUGGGGGUGCUUGUUAUGUUGCAAAGCGCCGAUCCCGAGUUGCGGCGUCGAGACAAGGGGGUUCCAAUUCCCAGAAUCACAUGCUCAUGCAGUUCGGCUACAACCACCUUGUCCUUAAACUCUCGGACUGGGAACUGGGCCUCCCGCACCCGUCCAAUAGUAACGCCGGUGUCGAGGCCAACCUUGAAGACAAGAUCGGUGUCUGGGUCCCGGGUGUGAGAACAACCGACCAUGGUCCCGUCCCUGGUAACCAGCUGAACCAACUGGACGCGGAUACCUGGCCGGGGAUACCAAGGAAUACCCUCUCCGCAUGA